GAAAACUUUGAUAUCUAUGUUAACUAAAAUACGUGCAUUUAUGAGUUAACCUAACUUCUUGAAGAAAAAUAUUGAAAUCUUAUUUAAAAAAUGGAUAUAUUUGUAUUGAUGCUUUGUGUAAUUGUUAUCAUAACAUUAAUAAUUGCAUUAACUAUAUUUCUUCGUCGAAAUCAAGGAGUAAAUAAAGAAAGACCUAAUAAUGUUCAGGAUCAAGUUGGAGAACGUCGUCAAGUGAGACGAGUAGUUGGUAACAGAAAUGUACGUCAUCGUGUACAUGCUGUAGUAAAUAAUCAAAUAAAUGCAAAUGAGAAUAGACAAAUGGAAAAUAAUGAAGUAGAAGUAGAUACACCAGCGGCAGAUGUAUCCGAUGGUAAAUUUGGUGCUAAGAAACGUGCCAAGUUAGCAGCCAAAGCUGAAAAGAAAGCUCAAAGGGAGAUAAUUAAACACGAACAAGAAAAACGUAAGGAAGAGGAAGAGAAACGACAAAAGGAAAGAGAUAAGCAACGUGAAGAAGAACAAAAUGAGGAAAAACGUCAAGAGGAAGAAGCUAGGAAACUUAGAGAAUUAAAGGAAAAACAGGAACAAGAAGAAUAUUUAAAAAUGAAAGAAAUGUUUAGCGUUGAGGAGGAAGGUUUUCAAGAGGAUCAGAAUAUUUUGUUGGACGAUGUCAUGGAAUAUGUUAAAUUAAAAAAAGUAGUUUAUCUGGAUGACGUAGCUGCUCAUUUUUCUUUAAAAACAGCAUUCGUAGUAGAUAAGAUCUUAGAAUGGCAAAAAUCAGGUGAAUUAACUGGAGUUAUAGACGAUCAAGGAAAAUUCAUUUACAUUACGGAGAGCGAACUUGAUGCUGUUGUUAAAUUUAUUAAACAACGUGGUAGAGUUAGUAUUUCAGAACUUUCUGAACGUUCGAAUACGUUAAUUAAUAUAGGUUCGAGUUAAACUAUAUAUGUAUGUAAUAACUUUUCUAGAGAUUUUUCUAAUUAAUUAAAUGAUCACAAAUAUUACAAAGAUAAGGUUAAGGAGACACGUCACCUUCGAGUGUAAAAAAAAGCGGUUUUUUUGUGAAUUUUUUUUGCAGCCAAUUUUAUUAAUAUCAAUACAAAUUUUUGUUAUAUGUAAGUUAUAUAUCUGAACUAUAUACACAAUUUUUUUUGUGUAAAAAUAUUGUAAAUUGUGUUGUCUGUGGCCACUUUUCUAAUAGUCCAAAUAAAAAAAGGUGAUUUUCGGUGGCCCUCACUGGCAAAAAUUGGUUCAUCAUAAACAAAAAAACUGAGUGUUAUCCUUUAGUAGAGAUGUUGGCGCAGGGAAUGAACGAAAGAAAAUUUUGAUUUUUUAAUUUUUCUCAAAAUAGUCGACUUUUUGCGAAAAAAAAUUGACAUUUUUGCAGAAAUAUCGACGAGUUUUUGAAGAAAAAAAAAAAUAAAUUGGCAUUUUGUCGAAAAAUCCUUUCGUUCAUUCUCUAGAUACGUGUAUCUAGUAUUACUGUACAACAUUUGGUAAGGAUCGGAUAAAUGGUCUGGACGCAGCGAGGGCCACCGUUUUAAAAACGCGAAUAGGAGAAAUUAACGUUUAAACUACUACAGUUUCGUAAAUAAUGCGCGGAUCUUUACCAAAAUUUGAAGAAAUAUUUUUGAAAUAAUAUUCUUUCAGAAAAUCGAAAAAAAAAUCGAUUUUUGUGUUGACGUGUCCCCUUAAUGGAGGAAUGUAAAUUACAUGAUGCAAUUUUUGUUAUAA
Messenger RNA from Polistes dominula (European paper wasp), 1731 nucleotides. RefSeq names its product DDRGK domain containing 1 (gene Ddrgk1). Gene Ontology annotation, molecular function: ubiquitin-like protein ligase binding. The record is from RefSeq and is a predicted model, not a curated record. Lineage: Eukaryota; Metazoa; Arthropoda; Insecta; Hymenoptera; Vespidae.